AAUAAAUAGAGCCGUAUUUUCUCUUAUCAUCACUCUAGGAAAUUUCUUGGAAAGUCACUAUGAGUUGCUACUUUCUUCCACCAUUUAACCUCCGCUCCUUCCUCUCUACUUCUUCAUCAUUCUCCAUUUCUCUUCCUUUUACGAUCCAAAUUCAUCACCAUGAAGCUAAUCACAAACCUCCCUAAAAAACUCUUCAAGUCCAAAAAAACCCGAUCCAUUUCUAGAUCCGAAAACCCAUCAUUCGGCUCCGUAACCACCUCCUCCUCCACCGGGUCCGUAACCACGCCAACCACAGUGUUACCCACUCAAUGGCCGUCUGAGAUUCCCACCGAAGUUUACUCCGAACUAGUACAAGCCUUUAACAUGAUUGACGGAGACGGCGACGGGAAGAUACAGAAGGAAGAACUCUCAGCUAUUUUGACUCGAGUUGGAUCGGAGCCUCCGAGCGAGGAGGAACUGGUAUUGUUACUUAAUGAAGUAGAUGUAAACGGAGAUGGAUGUAUUAGUUUACAGGAAUUCCGAGCUAUUAGCUCGGCGUUCGGACCGCCGGCGUGUAAUUCCGAGAUGAGAGAUACGUUUGAUUUCUUCGACGCCGAUCACGACGGGAAGAUAACGGCGGAGGAGCUUUUUAACGUGUUUAGAACCAUCGGGGAUGGACGGUGCACGUUAGAGGAGUGCCGGCGUAUGAUAAGAGGUGUAGAUAAAAAUGGAGAUGGAUUCGUAUGCUUCGAGGACUUUAGUCUUAUGAUGGAACAGCAAAGAUGAUUGGUCAUCUUUGAUUGUGUUUCCUGAAAAAUAAAGUCCUUUUAUUUUUAUUUUUAUUUUGGGAAAAAAAUGAUGUGAUUAUUCAAUAAUUUGGAUUAAUUAGAAGUACGAUCAUGCCAAAAUAUUGUGUAUAAAAAUUUAUGGACCCAGCGAAAAAUUAAAUGGGACAUAAUAUAUAUAGAUUCAGAUUCUAAUUAAUUUCAGUGUGGUCUUUUUUUUGUA
Messenger RNA from Solanum dulcamara, 987 nucleotides. RefSeq names its product probable calcium-binding protein CML36. Lineage: Eukaryota; Viridiplantae; Streptophyta; Magnoliopsida; Solanales; Solanaceae. Bases 160 to 765 code for a protein of 201 amino acids. The transcript has a single exon. The record is from RefSeq and is a predicted model, not a curated record. Gene Ontology annotation, molecular function: calcium ion binding.